CUUACCAAACACUGCUCUCCCGCUCUCUGCGGCUUCCCGAAGCGUUCCACCUCCCCAAACGCUGACCAUUUCGACUUCCCCACGCAUCACGUUGCUCGGAACCCUUUCUUUCUCGUCCGCCUUUGUUCUCGUUGCUCGAAAGAUUUGCCUUCGGAGAAGGCCAGGGUGCGGUGGGAUCGGAAGCUGAUGAUGGAGUCUUUCGUGUGUCGUUGAUCCCUAGGGAAUUUGGUCUAUAUAGGAGGUUGUCAUGGCUACAAUCACUGACAUUGGACUCGCAGCAGCCAUUAACUUACUAAGUGCCUUAGUGUUCCUUGUGGCAUUUGCUGUAUUAAGACUGCAACCAAUAAAUGACAGGGUUUACUUUUCCAAGUGGUAUCUUAAAGGUGCAAGAAGCAGCCCAAACCACUCAGGAACAUUUGUUCAUAAGUUCGUCAAUUUAAAUCUGAGGUCAUACUUGAGAUUUCUGGAAUGGAUGCCAGCUGCACUUAAAAUGCCUGAACUAGAAUUGAUAGAUCAUGCAGGACUUGAUUCAGCUGUUUUCUUGCGGAUAUAUCUAAUCGGACUUAAAAUUUUCAUUCCCAUCACUAUCCUGGCAUUCUCUGUUCUUGUACCUGUCAACUGGACAAAUAGCACUCUGAAAAAUUCAAACAAAGUGUACAGUGAUAUAGAUGAUCUCUCCAUAUCAAAUGUUCCUACAGGAUCACAGAGGUUUUUGGCCCAUGUCGUUAUGGCAUAUGUCUUUACCUUUUGGUCAUGUUAUGUGUUGCAUAAGGAGUAUGAAAUUGUUGCGGCAAUGAGGUUACACUUUCUUGCAUCAAUGAAAAGCCGUCCUGAUCAGUUCACUGUCCUUGUUCGAAAUGUGCCACCUGAUCCAGAUGAGUCAGUUGGUGAGCUUGUUGAACAUUUUUUCCUUGUCAAUCAUCCUGAUCAUUACUUAACCCAUCAGGUUGUGUAUAAUGCAAACAAACUUGCUAAGCUGGUUGAAGAGAAGAAACAAAUGGAGAAUUGGCGUGACUACUAUCAACUGAAAUAUGUUCGCAAUCCAUUAAAAAGACCGACUAGAAAGACUGGUUUCUGGGGACUGUAUGGUCACAAGGUGGAUGCAAUUGAUUUUUAUACAUCUAAGAUUGAUAAACUCUCUAAAGAAGAAGCUGCAGAGCAUGAAAAUAUAAUAAAGAACCCCAAGUAUAUCAUGCCAGCUGCAUUUGUUUCUUUUCGAACACGAUGGGGGGCUGCUGUUUGUGCACAAACACAACAGACAAGAAAUCCCACAUUGUGGUUGACUGAGUGGGCACCAGAACCUCGUGAUAUAUAUUGGCAGAAUCUAUCCAUUCCUUUUGUUUCCAUCACAAUUAGAAAGUUGAUUGUAGUGGUUUCCUUCUUCUUUCUUACCUUCUUCUUUAUGAUUCCAAUUGCAUUGGUACAAUCACUUGCAAAUAUUGAAGGAAUCGAGAAGGCAGCUCCAUUUUUGAAGCCCUUAAUUGAAAUACCCGUCAUUAAGUCAGUCAUGCAAGGUUUUCUCCCCGGAAUUGUUCUGAAGAUCUUUCUUAUAUUGCUGCCUAUGAUACUGAUGCUCAUGUCAAAGUUCGAAGGAUUUGUUUCAUUGUCAGCUCUCCAGAGAAGAUCUGCAUCUAAAUAUUAUAUCUUCUUACUGGUCAAUGUGUUUCUGGCGAGUAUAAUUAUUGGAACAGCAUUCGAGCAACUUAAUAGUUUUAUACACCAGUCAGCAAAUGAAAUUCCAAAAACAAUUGGUGUAUCCAUUCCAAUGAAAGCAACUUUCUUCAUUACUUAUAUCAUGAUUGAUGGUUGGGCUGGAAUUGCUGGGGAGAUCUUGAGAUUGAAGCCUCUUAUUAUCUACCACUUAAAAAAUCUUUUCUUGGUGAAGACGGAAAAGGACAGGGAUGAGGCAAUGGAUCCAGGAAGCAUUGAGUUUGCCAUAUCUGAACCUCAAAUACAGCUGUAUUUCUUGCUCGGUCUUGUCUAUGCUGCAGUCACGCCCUUCUUACUUCCUUUCAUACUAGUAUUUUUCGGUCUGGCAUAUGUUGUUUUUCGCCAUCAGAUUAUAAAUGUGUACAACCAAGAAUAUGAGAGUGCUGCAGCAUUUUGGCCUGAUGUCAAUCGCCGCAUUAUCACUGCUUUGAUCAUAUCUCAGCUGCUUCUACUUGGACUCUUAAGUACAAAGCAUGCUGCUAUUUCAACACCUUUGCUUAUCCCCCUUCCAGUGUUGACUAUAUGGUUUCAUAGGUUUUGCAAGAAUCGCUAUGAACCUGCUUUUGUUAAAUAUCCACUUCAGGAAGCAAUAAUGAAAGAUACACUAGAUCAUGUUAGGGAGCCUAACCUAGACAUGAAAGCAUACUUGCUGAAUGCAUAUACACACCCUGUCUUCAAAAAUGGGGAGACUGAAGAUAAGGUUCCAGGUGAUGAAGAAUUUGAGAACAUACUGGUGCCCACCAAGCGCCAGUCUCGCAAGGGGACAUCAGUUCCCAGCAAGUUUGGCUGCUCAUCGUCGCCUUCCCUUCCUGAUGUUGUCCAAUAACAGCUAUAACAUAACAUGGUACUGUACACCCUUGUAAUGUAUUGCCAUGUAAAUCAGUAUUGCAAAUGUGACAAAUGAGCAGAAAUUCCAUACAUCCAUACGCAUUCUGUUGUGGCUGAAUUGUUUGAAUUGAAGUACUGUAGUUUAAACUUCUGAGCAGAUA
Musa acuminata subsp. malaccensis (wild Malaysian banana) is the source of this 2699-nucleotide messenger RNA. RefSeq names its product calcium permeable stress-gated cation channel 1. Gene Ontology annotation, cellular component: plasma membrane. Lineage: Eukaryota; Viridiplantae; Streptophyta; Magnoliopsida; Zingiberales; Musaceae. The record is from RefSeq and is a predicted model, not a curated record. Gene Ontology annotation, molecular function: calcium-activated cation channel activity.